This is a messenger RNA of Exophiala oligosperma, 1062 nucleotides long. RefSeq lists its product as uncharacterized. Lineage: Eukaryota; Fungi; Ascomycota; Eurotiomycetes; Chaetothyriales; Herpotrichiellaceae. The coding region runs from base 1 to 1062 and encodes 353 amino acids. The record is from RefSeq and is a predicted model, not a curated record. The transcript has 3 exons.
AUGGUGACUACCAAGCGUUUCUCGGUCCCAUCUGGUGCCGUCGCGAGGGUGAGGAUCAUCAAUUCGACCACCAAAAUCAAUGGACUUCCCACAGACUACCUCAUGACACCUCCAAUGCCAGGCAUGGAAUUCAUGCCCGAGAUCCCUACUUGGUCAUUUCUCGUCGAGAGCACCACCGGCAAGAAGGCAUUGUUUGAUCUCGGGGUGCCACCAAAUUGGCGUGACUUUUCUCCGGUCGUUGUCGAUGGCCUGGUCAAACGAGGUUGGGAAAUCUCUGGCGAUAAGCAUGUUGCCGACAUUAUCAAAGAAGAGGGACUGGAUCCGUCACAAAUUAACAGUAUUGUGUGGAGCCACUGGCAUUGGGACCAUCUGGGAGACCCAUCGACUUUUCCCUCGUCUACCGAGCUAGUGGUAGGUCCAGGUUUCAAAGAGGCCUUCUUUCCGGGAUACCCGGCGAAGAAAGACUCGCCGGUCCGUGAAAGUGAUUUCAGAGGUCGACAUGUGCGGGAGAUCAGUUUUGAGGACAAGGGCGUCCUCCAGAUAGGUCAAUUCAGGGCAUUCGAUCUCUUCGGAGACGGGUCUUUCUACUUGCUUGAUACACCGGGCCACGCCGUGGGACACUUGGCGGGCCUCGCCAGAACGACCCCCGACACUUUUAUCAUGAUGGGUGGUGAUUUGUGCCACCAUGCAGGUGAAUUGCGACCUUCCGAGCUAUUGCCUCUGCCCUCGGAGAUCCGAUUAGAGGCCCUGAGUCACUACCGCGGUGGUGUCUGCCCCGGAGCCGAUUUUGAGCAGGUUCAGAAAUCUCGAGCGAGAGGUCCAACUCAGACUUUCUUUGAUCCGAACAUGGGGCUGGACAUACCCGAGGCUCUUCGUACCAUCAAGAAGGUUCAAGAGGCAGAUGCCGAGGACAAUGUCCUAUUCAUCUACGCUCACGAUGGUACUAUCAAGGGCGUGAUGGACUUUUUUCCAGCUGAAGCAAAUGAGUGGAAGGCCAAGGGGGUACGCCAGAAGGUUUACUGGAGGUUCCUCGAAGAUUUCAAAGGUGCCUUGACAGGUUAG